Messenger RNA from Malania oleifera, 1018 nucleotides. Its product is annotated as F-box protein SNE. Gene Ontology annotation, biological process: regulation of gibberellic acid mediated signaling pathway; gibberellic acid mediated signaling pathway. Gene Ontology annotation, molecular function: protein binding. Gene Ontology annotation, cellular component: SCF ubiquitin ligase complex. NCBI's taxonomy places the organism in Eukaryota, Viridiplantae, Streptophyta, Magnoliopsida, Santalales, Ximeniaceae. The record is from RefSeq and is a predicted model, not a curated record. Bases 333 to 824 code for a protein of 163 amino acids. The transcript has a single exon.
AUUAAGCUGUGAAUUUGCAAAGCAUGCAGACAACAAAAACAACAAACAACAAAUUUACAUAACUCGAAAACAAACAAUAAUUAAAAAGUACGCAAUAAACGGAGAAAGCGAAGCAUUGGUUCCAGUUCUUCCCUUUGGAACCUUUCCUUUGGCCAAUUCCUUCCCUCCAUCGAUACCGCUCUCUCUCUCUCUCUCUCUCUCUCUUCCCCUCCCCCUCAAGUCAAAGACCUUAAACCCCACGCCAGCUAGCAAUUAAAUAGCCAUAGCUUCUGCUUCAAACGCUCACUUCACUUUCCUCUCAAUUAUACCUCUGCAAAUUAAUAAACUGAAUCAUGGUGCAAUUUGAAGCCGUGCCCCAAACCACCCACCAAAGUAUCAAUGCACUACAGCCGAAAGAUGCACGCAAGAAGCCCAGGCUGUGUAUCAACGACCACGCCGAUGUGCUAGUGGAGAUUCUGAAAAGGCUCGACGGCCGCUCGCUCGGCGUCGCCGCCUGCGUCUGCCGCCUGUGGCGGUCCAUGACCCGGAACGACUCUCUCUGGGAGCACCUCUGCUUCCGUCACGUCCACCCACCGCCGGCGGCCGUGAGGCCGGUGGUGGCGGCCCUUGGCGGCUACCGGCGGCUCUACAUGGUGUGUGUGCGACCGGUGCUCAGCCGCCUCGGGCGGCGGGAACUAGGGCGAACCGGCGGCGGCGGCGACUCGGAUCUGGUCGAGCGGGUGUGGACUCGGCACGAGGUGCAACUCUCGCUGUCCUUGUUCUGCGUCGAUUAUUACGAGAAGUUAGGUGAUGCGUCGGCAUCGUCCCUCACGUUCUUGUGCUAGCCCGUGAUCGUCAGAUUGGAUGACUUUUGACUUGGACAUGUCGAAAUAAAGCGUCUGAUAGGCGCUCUGGCCGCAGUGGGUUACACACAAAAUAAAUUAUGACCUAUUUUAUGUCAUAGUAUCGGCGGAGGCAGAGAAAUUUUCUUCUUUAAUUUAUUAGGUAUUGUUAAUGGAGAUGGAUUUUUUAUUCUACA